This is a messenger RNA of Fusarium graminearum PH-1, 1479 nucleotides long. RefSeq lists its product as uncharacterized. Lineage: Eukaryota; Fungi; Ascomycota; Sordariomycetes; Hypocreales; Nectriaceae. The transcript is spliced from 6 exons. The record is from RefSeq and is a predicted model, not a curated record. Gene Ontology annotation, molecular function: protein binding. Bases 1 to 1479 code for a protein of 492 amino acids.
AUGAAUAGAAAGCUCUGUGUCUGGGAUCUGUCUGCAGGGACUUGUAUUGAGGAGCUUCAUUGCCCAGUAGAUAUAAGAUCGGCAGUAAUAUUGUCCUCGUUUGAAGACCCCAAAGCCGCAAUCCUCCAAAGCUACUGCGAUGGCACCUAUGUUUGGUACCUCGAUAGUAGCAAAGUCGACAAGGACCACACUUUAAGAUGGACCGCAGAACUGCCCUUCAUAGGUCGGAAUGUUUCACCAGACGGGAGGCUGUUGGCCGGCUUUUCAUCAGAUGGUCCAUCUUUCGUCAUAUGGGAUAUCUCGAGACGCAAAUUCCUAUGGAAAUUGCCGAUGGUAGUGAAACAAUACCAUUAUCACUGUAUAGCAUUUUCAUCAGACUCAAACUUCCUGGCGACGAGUAGCGACGAUGGGCCAAUUCAACUCUGGGAUAUGAGGGAUGGCAAAUGCUUCAAGAUCCUGACAUUGGCUGAUAAUAACAGGUUGGAGUCAAUGACAUUCCACCCCGACAUAAGAUAUCUCAUCUCUACCCAUACUGUCGAUUAUCGGACCAAGACCUGGCUAUGGGAAAUUAACACAGACGGUAAAACUAUGGCCUCGCGAAAUUCCAACAACACUAUACAACUAUGGGACUUGCAAAGACUCCUUGAAGUACCCCCGAAGGCUGACUUGGAGAUGGGCUCCCUUUCCUUCUCGCCUGAUUUGUCUAUGAUAGCGUCACUUUUCCGCGAUGGCAAAAUUGUCAUUUGGGACACAGCUACUGGAGCGACGCUGCAUAGCUUUUCUUGCCCCACCGCAUGUUUGGUGGGGUUCUCCCCUGAUUCGUCACUCAUUGCAACUACGAUGAGUCAAAAAACUGCCAAAAUCUGGAACCUACAUGAACCAGACUUUGAAUGGCAACUCAACCAAAAAGGAGAAUGCAUCCCUCUCGAGUUCUCCCCAGACUCCCAAGUUAUAGCCACUUUGGGGGCCGAGACCAAAAUAUGGGUGCGAGAAAGUGGUCAGCUUGUUCAAAGUCUGCCACUCGAGGAUGAUUGCCAAGUCCUAUCAAUAGAUGCAAGGCCUGGGACAGUCUCGUCGUACUCGGUAGUUGCGGUCACUGAUGAUAAUGUCGAAGUCUGGGAUUUGGAGACGUGUUCCUGUAUCUUCAAAAGUGGCUUAACUCCUAAUUAUUUUUACGAAAUCGCUUCAUCUAGGGAAAGUUUGAUUGUGUGCACUACCCGAGGACAUUGGGUCCUGUCAUCGGAGCCGGGUCACAGCAGGCAAUUGACGCAGAUAUUUGGGGUUGAACCUAAAUGUGAAUGGGUUCAGUGGAAGGGCCACAACCUAUUCAAGUUUCCCCCGGAUCUUCAUAGAGAAGAUGAAGAGCAUAAGAAUAGGUCUAAGAGUAUCUGGUUUGCAGAUCAUUGUUCAGGCGUUCCAUCAUCUGCAGCUGUCGUUAGACACUAUCAUCCCAUCCUCUACCCUGCCUGCGAAUCUUGA